Messenger RNA from Enhydra lutris kenyoni (northern sea otter), 4465 nucleotides. It is a transcript of the gene PNPLA6, whose product is annotated as patatin like phospholipase domain containing 6. Gene Ontology annotation, cellular component: endoplasmic reticulum. The transcript is spliced from 33 exons. Bases 122 to 4249 code for a protein of 1375 amino acids. Lineage: Eukaryota; Metazoa; Chordata; Mammalia; Carnivora; Mustelidae. The record is from RefSeq and is a predicted model, not a curated record. Gene Ontology annotation, biological process: phosphatidylcholine metabolic process. Gene Ontology annotation, molecular function: phosphatidylcholine lysophospholipase A1 activity.
AGCCUCGUGGUAGCGGUAAAGGGAGAAGCGGGCCAAGAGUGACGACUUGCACCAGUUCCUCCUGCUUCUUAUUCCCCAGGACUCCGGGCUACCAGACCUGUCGCCCAGUCUGAAGCAAGUGAUGGAGGCUCCGUUGCAAACAGGAAUGAUGGGGACGCCGAGGCAGGGGCCGACUGUGACCUCCUCGGGGGCGGAGGACUUGACCGAACGGGGUGGAGACGGGGGCGUCCCGGCCUCCGGGGAGGGCUCGGCAGGCCGCGUAUGCGAUGCGCAGCCAGUGCCCUUCGUCCCGCAGGUGCUGGGCGUGAUGAUUGGGGCCGGAGUCGCGGUGCUGGUCACGGCCGUGCUCAUCCUCCUGCUGGUGCGGAGGCUGCGAGUGCCGAAAACGCCAGCACCGGACGGCCCCCGGUAUCGAUUUCGGAAGAGGGACAAAGUGCUCUUUUAUGGUCGGAAGAUUAUGCGGAAGGUAUCACAAUCUACUUCCUCUCUGGUGGAUGCUUCUGUCUCCACCACCUCCCGGCCACGCAUGAAGAAGAAACUUAAGAUGCUCAACAUCGCCAAAAAGAUCCUUCGUAUCCAGAAAGAGGCACCAACACUGCAACGAAAGGAGCCCCCGCCGGCGGUGCUCGAGGCUGACUUGACGGAGGGUGACCUGGCUAACUCCCACCUGCCCUCUGAGGUGCUCUACAUGCUCAAGAAUGUCCGGGUGCUGGGCCACUUCGAGAAGCCGCUUUUCCUGGAGCUCUGCCGACACAUGGUCUUCCAGCGGCUCAGCCAGGGGGAUUACGUCUUCCGGCCAGGCCAGCCGGAUGCCAGUAUCUACGUGGUGCAGGACGGGCUGCUGGAGCUCUGUCUCCCGGGGCCGGACGGGAAGGAGUAUGUGGUGAAGGAAGUGGUCCCUGGGGACAGCGUCAACAGCCUUCUGAGCAUCCUGGAUGUCAUCACUGGCCACCAGCACCCCCAGCGGACUGUGUCUGCCCGGGCAGCCCGAGACUCCACAGUGCUGCGGCUGCCCGUGGAGGCCUUCUCUGCUGUGUUCACCAAGUACCCCGAGAGUUUGGUGCGGGUGGUGCAGAUCAUCAUGGUGAGGCUGCAGCGGGUCACCUUUCUGGCGCUUCACAACUACCUAGGUCUGACCAACGAGCUGUUCAGCCACGAGAUCCAGCCCCUACGCCUGUUCCCCAGCCCUGGCCUCCCAGCCCGCACCAGCCCCGUGCGCGGCUCCAAGCGGGUGGUCAGUACCUCAGCUGCAGAGGAGCCUAGAGAGAGUCCUGGCCGGCCUCCUGACCCCACUGGGGCCCCACUGCCCGGACCUGCAGGGGACCCAGUGAAGCCUACGUCCCUGGAGGCUCCCUCGGGCCCCCUGCUGAGUCGCUGCAUCUCCAUGCCAGUGGACAUUUCAGGCUUGCAGGGCGGCCCCCGCUCGGACUUUGACAUGGCAUAUGAGCGCGGCCGGAUCUCCGCGUCCCUGCAGGAGGGGGCUUCAGGGGGGCCCCAGGCAGCUCCCGCUCGGACCCCCACUCAGGAGCUCCGGGAGCAGCCAGCAGGAGCCUGUGAGCACAGCUAUGGUGAGGACGAGCUGGCCGCCGGUGGCUGCCCGUUUGGGCCCUACCAGGGACGCCAGACAAGCAGCAUCUUUGAGGCAGCAAAGCGGGAGCUGGCGAAACUGAUGCGGAUUGAGGACCCCUCCCUCCUGAACAGCCGAGUCUUGCUACAUCACGCCAAAGCUGGUACCAUCAUCGCCCGCCAGGGAGACCAGGAUGUGAGCCUGCACUUUGUGCUGUGGGGCUGCCUGCAUGUCUACCAGCGCAUGAUUGACAAGGCAGAGGACGUGUGCCUGUUCGUGGCACAACCUGGGGAGCUGGUGGGCCAGCUAGCAGUGCUCACCGGCGAGCCCCUAAUCUUCACACUGAGAGCCCAGCGUGACUGCACCUUCCUGAGGAUCUCUAAGUCCGACUUCUAUGAGAUUAUGCGAGCACAACCCAGUGUGGUGCUGAGUGCCGCGCACACCGUGGCCGCGAGGAUGUCACCCUUCGUGCGCCAGAUGGACUUUGCCAUCGACUGGACAGCGGUGGAGGCCGGCCGUGCUUUGUACAGGCAGGGCGACCGCUCAGACUGCACCUACAUUGUGCUCAAUGGACGGCUGCGCAGUGUCAUCCAGCGGGGAAGCGGCAAGAAGGAGCUGGUGGGCGAGUAUGGCCGAGGGGACCUCAUCGGUGUGGUGGAGGCGCUGACACGGCAGCCUCGUGCCACGACAGUGCACGCGGUGCGCGACACGGAGUUGGCGAAACUCCCGGAGGGCACGCUGGGCCACAUCAAACGGCGAUACCCGCAGGUCGUAACUCGUCUCAUCCACCUGCUAAGCCAGAAGAUUUUAGGGAAUUUGCAGCAGUUGCAGGGACCCUUCCCAGGCUCAGGACUAGGCGUGCCCCCUCCCUCGGAGCUUACCAACCCAGCCAGCAACCUGGCAACGGUGGCCGUCCUGCCGGUGUGUGCUGAGGUGCCUAUGGUGGCCUUCACUCUGGAGCUGCAGCAUGCUCUGCAAGCCAUCGGUCCCACACUCCUCCUCAACAGUGACAUCAUCCGGGCCCGCCUGGGGGCUUCUGCUCUGGAUAGCAUCCAGGAGUUCCGGCUCUCAGGGUGGCUGGCCCAGCAGGAGGACGCGCACCGCAUCGUUCUCUACCAGACCGACGCCUCGCUGACACCCUGGACCGUCCGUUGCCUGCGACAGGCCGACUGCAUCCUCAUUGUGGGCCUGGGCGACCAGGAGCCCACUCUCGGCCAGCUGGAGCAGAUGCUGGAGAACACAGCGGUGCGCGCCCUCAAGCAGCUGGUCUUGCUGCACCGGGAGGAGGGCGCGGGCCCCACGCGCACGGUGGAGUGGCUGAACAUGCGCAGCUGGUGCUCGGGGCACUUGCAUCUGCGCUGUCCGCGCCGCCUCUUCUCCCGCCGCAGCCCCGCCAAGCUGCACGAGCUCUAUGAGAAGGUUUUCUCCAAGCGCGCCGACAGGCACAGCGACUUCUCCCGCCUAGCGCGGGUGCUCACCGGCAACACCAUCGCCCUGGUCCUGGGCGGGGGCGGUGCCAGGGGCUGCUCACACAUCGGCGUGCUGAAGGCAUUGGAGGAAGCAGGGGUACCUGUGGACCUAGUAGGCGGCACAUCCAUCGGCUCCUUCAUCGGGGCCCUGUACGCGGAGGAGCGGAGUGCCAGUCGCACGAAGCAGCGGGCCCGGGAGUGGGCCAAGAGCAUGACCUCGGUGUUGGAGCCCGUGCUGGACCUCACGUACCCUGUCACCUCCAUGUUCACCGGCUCGGCCUUCAACCGCAGCAUCCACCGGGUCUUCCAGGACAAGCAGAUUGAGGACCUGUGGCUGCCCUACUUCAAUGUGACCACGGACAUCACUGCCUCAGCCAUGCGUGUCCAUAAAGACGGCUCCCUGUGGCGCUACGUCCGCGCCAGCAUGACGCUCUCGGGCUACCUGCCGCCGCUGUGCGACCCGAAGGACGGGCACCUCCUCAUGGACGGCGGCUACAUCAACAACCUGCCAGCGGACAUCGCCCGCAGUAUGGGUGCCAAGACAGUCAUCGCCAUCGAUGUGGGAAGCCAGGAUGAGACGGACCUCAGCACCUAUGGGGACAGCCUGUCUGGCUGGUGGUUGCUGUGGAAGCGGUUAAACCCCUGGGCCGACAAGAUCAAGGUUCCAGACAUGGCCGAGAUCCAGUCCCGCCUGGCCUAUGUGUCCUGCGUGCGGCAGCUGGAGGUCGUUAAGUCCAGCUCCUACUGCGAGUACCUGCGCCCACCCAUCGACUGCUUCAAGACCAUGGACUUCGGGAAAUUCGACCAGAUCUAUGAUGUGGGCUACCAGUACGGGAAGGCUGUGUUUGGGGGCUGGAGCCGGGGCGACAUAAUUGAAAAGAUGCUCACGGACCGGCGAUCUGCUGACCUUAACGAGAGCCGCCGCGCAGACGUGCUGGCCUUCCCCAGCUCUGGCUUCACUGACCUGGCGGAGAUCGUGUCCCGGAUUGAGCCCCCCACGAGCUACGUUUCUGACGGCUGUGCCGAUGGGGAGGAGUCGGACUGCCUGACGGAGUAUGAGGAGGACGCGGGCCCUGACUGCUCACGGGACGAGGGCGGCUCUCCCGAGGGCGCAAGCCCCAGCACUGCCUCCGAGAUGGAGGAGGAGAAGUCCCUUCUCCGGCACCGGCGCUGUCUGCCCCUGGACCCUCCGGGCUCAGCUGCGGAGGCCUGAGGACCUCAAGAGGGGUCCCCCUGGGGCGGGGCCGGGGCUGAGCCCGGUGGGGGUGGCUCACUUCUCUGUCUGCUGCUAUGCCUGCCACCCUCCUGGGUUCCCCUUGAACCCCAGCCCCCCCCCCGGGGCCCACACACUGGACCGCCCUGCCCCCAAGGGGAGAGGCCACACCACACUGAGGACCAUGACCAGUCACUCCCAAUAAACCUUUCCCUC